Microcebus murinus (gray mouse lemur) is the source of this 2674-nucleotide messenger RNA. NCBI's taxonomy places the organism in Eukaryota, Metazoa, Chordata, Mammalia, Primates, Cheirogaleidae. The record is from RefSeq and is a predicted model, not a curated record.
AAUCAGCAAGAAAACAUCAAACAACCCCAUUAGAAAGUGGGCAAAGACAUGAUCAGUGGGUUUUUUUAAGUCACAAAUGAAAUUCUUAGAUUUCAGAAGAAUAGUAAGGGACUGACCCCUGCCUGAUCUUAAAAGGGACAGGCCCAGUCUACCUGUUUGCACUACAGUGCUCAUGCCAUGCCAAGGUGGCAGUAAGUAUGGAUGGUCUCAUAAAAGUGGCAUUUCUCCUGGAACGUUGGGUCUCUGCCCAAAGUUAAACACAUACAGGGGCUUUUAAACCACACUAGGGCCAUUGCUAUUAAAAAGAAAAACCAGGAGCUAGUGAAAAUGUCAAUGACGGGGCUGAAAGGAGAGUUAGCUGAUGGGCCCCAUGAGUAUGUGAGGACCAGACACUGUUCUGGUUUUCUUUGUGAUCAGUGGGUUCCCUUCUGCCAGAGCUAGAUGGAAAAUGAUGGCUAGAUACUAACAGGGAACAGCUUUCUUGACUUGGAUUGUCCAAAUUUCUGAUCUUACACUGAAGUCUCAAUACACGCUCUCAUACAGUGUAGACCUUGGCAUCAUCAGCUUGAGGCACUCACUAGUUUUUUAAAUAAACAAACUCUCUCAGCCCUCCACGGCGGCUUCAUAUCACAGCCUAAACCUCAAAGAGGCAUCCAGCCCAUUGGUGGACUCUUCAGAACAAAAACAAAGCAAUAUGCUUAUUCAGGUAUGAAUGACACAAAAACCUGUACACAGUUGAUGUACACAACUUGAUGAGUUUGCAGGAGAAAUGGGCCCCAUGAGGCCAGUGUGACUUACGAGUCCAGCCCGCCAGCCUGAGCCCAGCCCGGGAGGAGGACCAUGGAUGGCAUCAUUGAACAGAAGAGCGUGCUGGUGCACAGUAAAAUCAGCGAUGCUGGCAAGAGGAACGGCUUAAUUAACACCAGGAGCUUCAUGGCUGAGAGCAGGGAUGGUCUGGUGUCCGUUUACCCAGCCCCCCAGUACCAGAGCCACCGGGUGGUGGCCAGCGCAGUGCCAGCUGUCCUGGACAGCAGCAGGAGUGAGCCGGUGCAGCAGCUUCUGGACCCCAACACCCUGCAGCAGUCGGUGCAGCCCCACUCCCGGCCCAACAUCUUCCUGUACUCGGAGGGCCUGCUGCGCUCCUGGGGCGAGGGCGUGGCCGCCGACUGCUGCGAGACCACCUUCAUCGAAGACCGGUCCCCCACCAAAGACAGCCUGGAGUACCCCGACGGGAAGUUCAUCGACCUCUCGGCUGACGACAUCAAAAUCCACACCCUGUCCUAUGACGUGGAAGAGGAGGAGGAGUUCCAGGAGUUGGAGAGCGACUACUCCAGCGACACUGAGAGUGAGGACAACUUCCUCAUGAUGCCGCCACGGGACCACCUGGGCCUCAGCGUCUUCUCCAUGCUUUGCUGCUUCUGGCCCUUGGGCAUCGCGGCCUUCUACCUGUCCCACGAGACCAACAAGGCGGUGGCCAAGGGGGACUUGCACCAGGCCAGCACCAGCUCCCGGCGGGCCCUGUUCCUGGCAGUGCUGUCCAUCACUAUCGGGACCGGCGUCUACGUGGGCGUGGCCGUGGCCCUCAUCGCCUACCUCUCCAAGAACAACCACCUGUGAGCUCCCCGCGGGCACAGAGCAGAAGCACCGGGCCGGGAGUGGGCGCAGGGGCCGCGGCGCUGGCCCGGGCAGCCCCCGCAUGAUGCUGUACAGAACGGAUGAUUGCCAAGCGACGCCAGGAAGCCCUGGGAUUUUCUACCAUGGAUCUCUUUUGUUUUUACCCUCUAAUUUCAUUUUCACAGCACUGUGUAGAGCACCAGACACACGGGCACUGCAAAUCCUUCCAAAGGCAAGCUCCAAAGAUCCUGACCCGCGAGGCUGUCUCUGGAUGGAUCCUGGUGGAUUAACAGCAGCGCGGCUCUCUGCAGUGCCCGAAUGCCACCGCAUUAGCAAUAUACAAACACUAAAAAAUGCGUUUAUUUUUUAUGGAAUACAGUGCAAUAGGCAGAGGGCAAGGGACAUGUCACUCUUCUGUCUGUGGCCCUGCUUGACUCCUUGUGUCCUUCUGGUCCACGCUCCUUCCCUGCAGGAAGAGAAGGGGGCCCUGCUCUGCAGACUGGCCUGGCCUGAGAAUGCAGGGCCGGGGACCCUGGCACGGGACCCGCCCGCUCCACCCCUUCAUGCUGCCCAGCCCAGGAGCGCCGGGCCUCCUCCAGAACGUGUCCACACUCAGCAGCUACCCGCAGCAAUACGCAAUCCUGGGACCUCGCCAGUCUAGGAUGGGGAGACGGGCCACAGCCCCCAGCGAGACUCCCCAAGAAUGAGCCCCACGGUUGCUCCCGAAACCCCAGGCAGCGGAGCCGUGGGCGCCCCUCAGCAUGGACACACCAGGGGUGCUUCUCCAGUGACCGCCCUGGCGGACACUCACCUGGUGAUGAGCAAUGACACUAGUGACCUGGACUCGAGAUGGGCCUUACUCUGUCGACUCAACGAAUAGCUAUUUUCUUGUCAUUUUUUUAAGUGCAACUCUUGCUUCCUGCUGCUUAAGUUAUCAGACGAAUGCCGAGGAAUAAGUAAUCACAGACAUUUUAAUACCAUUUCAUUGCUGUUUUAUGAGUGUUCAUUACUUAACAAAAAUUAUCUUUUAGCUUUUUUGCUUAAGACUUUUCUUUCUGAU